This is a messenger RNA of Knipowitschia caucasica, 939 nucleotides long. The record is from the annotation of a GenBank genome assembly. NCBI's taxonomy places the organism in Eukaryota, Metazoa, Chordata, Actinopteri, Gobiiformes, Gobiidae.
AUGGGCGCUGAGCCAGCCUUGGACACGGUCGUGUGGUUUCCCGUGAGAUCCAACUCAAAAUUUUUCCUUUCACUGCUGCCAAUUGAUGGAGGAAAGCUACAGCAGGAGGAUCCAACCGCUGCUAUAGAAAAGAGGAGGGAAGUCGUAAUCCGAGGCCUAAUUGAAUACAUGGGGGAGAAGCCAGGAGACUUGAUUUCAGAUCUACAGAGUCUGGAGGAAACUGAAGACACUCGGCAGAAUAUCGCCUAUCCAGUGAAGAUUGUCAAAGUUGCGCAGUGGGGGAGGAGUCAGUGCAGAGGGGGAGGAGUCAGUGCAGAGGGGGAGGAGUCAGUGCAGUGGGGGAGGAGUCAGUGCAUUGGGGGAGGAGUCAGCACAGAGGGGGAGAAGUCAGCGCAGAGGGACGAGUCAGUGCAGUGGGGGAGGAGUCAGUGCAGAGGGGGAGGAGUCAGUGCAGUGGAGGAGGAGUCAGUGGAGAGGGGGAGGAGUCAGCGCAGAGGGGGAGGAGUCAGUGCAAUGGGGGAGGAGUCAGCGCAGAGGGGGAGGAGUCACCAAACCAAGAUCAUCAUCAUCAUCCCCAUCAUCAUCAUCACCAUCAUCAUCAUCCUCAUCAUCAUCAUCAUCCCCAUCAUCAUCAUCAUCAUAAUCCCCAUCAUCAUUAUCCUCAUCAUUAUCCUCAUCCCCAUCAUCAUCAUCAUCCCCAUCAUCCUCAUCAUCAUCCCCAUCAUCCUCAUCAUCAUCCCCAUCAUCAUCAUCAUUAUCCUCAUCUUGAUCAUUAUCAUCAUCCCCAUCAUCAUCAUCAUCAUCAUCAUCCCUAUCAUCAUCAUCAUCAUCCCCAUCAUCAUCAUCAUCAUCAUCCCCAUCAUCCUCAUCAUCCCCAUCAUCAUCAUCCCCAUCACAUCAUCAUCAUCCCCAUCAUCAUCAUCAUUAUCCUCAUCUUGA